Aspergillus pseudonomiae is the source of this 1287-nucleotide messenger RNA. Its product is annotated as HAD-like domain-containing protein. The annotation marks the transcript as partial. The transcript has a single exon. Gene Ontology annotation, cellular component: plasma membrane. Gene Ontology annotation, molecular function: ATP hydrolysis activity; P-type calcium transporter activity; ATP binding. Gene Ontology annotation, biological process: calcium ion transmembrane transport; intracellular calcium ion homeostasis. The record is from RefSeq and is a predicted model, not a curated record. NCBI's taxonomy places the organism in Eukaryota, Fungi, Ascomycota, Eurotiomycetes, Eurotiales, Aspergillaceae.
AUGGAGGAGCUCGCAAGACUUGGUCUCCGCGUGUUGGCAUUAGCCCAUCGGCCGUAUAAAGAGAGCCAUGUCUUUGACAAUUCUGGUAUCAGCCGUGACGACGUCGAAAAGAAUCUCUGCUUUCUUGGACUGAUCGGUCUCUACGACCCUCCGCGACCAGAAACAGCUUCUUCCAUCGCAGCAUGUUACCGUGCUGGAAUUGAAGUGCAUAUGGUGACGGGGGACCAUCCUGGGACUGCCAAAGCCAUUGCACAGCAGGUGGGGAUUCUUCCUGCGGAUCUCGGCACAGUGGCAGCCGACGUGGCAGACGCUAUGGUCAUGACUGCCGGUCAGUUUGACAAGCUCACUGACGAACAAGUCGAUGCCCUCCCUACCCUGCCUCUGGUCAUUGCCCGCUGCGCUCCUCAGACCAAAGUACGCAUGAUUGACGCGCUUCAUCGGCGUGGGCGGUUUGCCGCUAUGACAGGCGAUGGUGUCAACGAUUCUCCAUCCCUUAAACACGCGGAUGUGGGCAUCGCCAUGGGCCAAGCCGGAUCAGAUGUCGCCAAGGACGCAUCAGACAUCAUCCUCACAGACGAUAACUUCGCCUCGAUCCUCAACGCAGUAGAAGAAGGCCGCCGCAUCUUCGACAACAUUCAAAAAUUCGUCCUUCAUCUCCUCUCCGAGAACAUCGCCCAAGCCUGUACACUGCUAAUUGGCCUUGCUUUUCAGGACAAAGAUGGCCGCUCCGUCUUUCCCCUAUCCCCUGUAGAAAUUAUAUGGAUCAUCAUGAUUACUUCCGGUAUGCCGGACAUGGGUCUAGGCAUGGAGGUCGCCGCGCCCGAUAUCAUGGACAGACCUCCACAAAACAAAGCCGGCAUUUUCACCUGGGAGGUCAUAAUCGACAUCAUAGUUUACGGCCUGUGGACAGCAGCCCUCUGCCUGUCGGCCUUCUCCAUCCGCAUGUGGGGCUUCGGUGACGGUAACCUUGCACGAGGCUGCAACAGGGCAUGGAGCGAAGAAUGUGAUCUUGUGUUCCGCGCCCGCGCAACGACCUUUGUCUGCCUCACCUGGUUCGCCCUCUUCCUGGCAUGGGAAAUGGUCAAUAUGCGUCGUUCCUUCUUCCGCAUGCAGCCUAAAUCCGAGCGCUACUUCACGCAGUGGAUGCACGAUGUCUGGCGUAACCCUUUCCUCUUCUGGUCCAUCAUAGCCGGCUUUGUCACGACCUUCCCGAUCCUGUACAUCCCCGUGAUUAACAAAGUGGUCUUCAAGCAUACCUGGAUCUCAUGGGAAUGGGGCAUCGUCUUC